AUGGCUGAUACCACGACCCUGGGCGACCCCCACAAGGUGCUUGACUGGUAUAAUAGACUUUGGUCUCGAACCGUCGAUCUUGUUGGCGACUUUUUGGGGAGCGAGCUCUUCAUCAUCGACGGCGACUCGCUUCUCCUAGAGUGCUUCUCCAAUGAGAAGCUCGACUUUUCCCCAGGAUUCCAGCUACUGCACGCAACCUACCUUGUCGAAAAAUUCUUGCAGAAGCUCCAACAACGCAAGUGCGUUUUUGAGAUUGUAUUCUUCGAUCGGAAUGCCCCAUUCUGCGUCCCUGUAGGCAGUGCUGAUGACAUCCGAUACCUUCUUGCUCGUGAGGCAAUCAUCCAACAUCUCAUUACGAUUUCUUCUCGUGAGCAACAGGAACACAAGUUCGAUGUCCAUGUAUUUAAAACCUUCCAUUCCGAAUCUUUCAAAGAACAUUUACUGCAAUCAGGGGCCUAUUUGUUCAUGUGUCACGAAGGAGACGCUAUUGACAAAGAACAAGGCAACGGAGGUGAUACUAAUGAUGAUGACAAGGUUCUGUCAGAUAAAGGAAGUGAUAAUUUUCAAGAGAACACCGACAAUGAUAUUACUGUUGCAAACGAGUAUGAUACUCAGUCUCUUAAACUGAGCUCGAUGUUUGGGCUCAGACUCAUGAUUUGUUGGUUUGUUACGCAUGGAUGCAACAUUGCUCUGAUCAACAACCUUGAAUUCCGGGAUACAAAGGUUAUGGCCAUGGUGAUCCAAGGUUCAGCAGAAGCGCACAGCGCCUCUCUGGUACACGAGCUCCCGAGGGCAGACACACUUGAUACCUUGCAACCCCCAGAAACCAAAAAGGUGGAUCAACAAGGCAAACCUACGAAGGCCGCAGAGUCCACACGUACUGGAGAUCAAGAGAAGAGCCGUUCCACGCAGAAACAUUCGAAAUUCGCCCCACUAUCUGAUCUUCUCAGAAUAGCAAUCCAUGAAUAUCCAGGCCUGACGCAAAGCCAAUACCUUUCAGUCGUAUCCCUAGCAGUCAUGCUCAAUGCUGUCCCCUUAGACAGCUUCCAUGAGAUAUCUACUGGAGCAACUUCAGUGAUUUUGCACCUUGUCAUUCUGCAAAAUGCUAAGCUUGAAGAUCGAGUGAUACAAGCCCCCGGGAAUGUGAAUACGGCAUUUUUUGAUGCAUUUCUGAGAAUUUGCAGAGAAGUGCUCAGCUCAACAUGUUGGAGAAAUACGAUGAAAAAACACAACUUACGUUGCGAUCUCUCUGAUCUUGCGGAUGGGAGGAUGUUCUUCCAAGUUCAGGCCAUGAUAGAAAGUCUCGGUAUCAACGGUGUCAUCACAUCCACGACGCUCUUGCCGUUCAAUAAUCUUGCUUCUUUGGUAGACCGUCUCUGCAGCACGAAGUUUCGCUGUGAGGUGAUGGACAGGGCAGACGAUGGCACUGGAAAGGUGACACCUGCAGAGAGAUUUGGUGACAAGGAAUCAAGAAAGGAGCCCACCUCAAGACUCAACGGUGAGUCUCCAAACUUCACUAAGGUCCUCCCAUUCAGGAAUGCCAUUUUCGACGAACAUCUCAAACCUGUCCAUCUUGAAAUUGACGAAUCUUUUGAUGGAGGAGAGGAAAUUAAUACCAAGAAGUUCCUAGAACUAACUCAUUGGCAUAAUUCAAAGCCCCUCGACCAGAAAAGGGCAGCUUUAACACCCCGGGACUGGCGACACCAAAAGUGGGAUCAGCUCUAUAUGGCCGAGAUGCGGCGUUACGCAGAAAGUCUAUUGGGAUCAGUGGGCAUGUCUCAAACGGAGACCAUUAUCGUCGAACGCUCCAGCGAUCGGCACAAAAAGCCCCUUAUCAUGAGAGAGAAGCAGCCCUCGACACAGAAGAAUAGAUCUAAGGGGUCUGUAGGGCCGUCGGUGAGGGAGGUAGCGGCUGCGACAAUUCAGCAAAAAGCAGCUGAGCGAGAGCAGAGGAAGAGAAAACAAUGGGCAGUUAGCCUUCGAGAUUUCUCGAAGGUCACGGAUGCGAUGGUUCGAUCCACGAAAGUUGAAGAGUACUUGUCCGGAUUGUCCAAGGACGAUCGCUGCAUUUUGGAACCGGAGAUUCUCACCUACCUUCUUGAUACAUUGAUUCAGGCAGUCUAUGCUGAGAAAGGACGUGAUAAAAUGAAGUUAACACUCCUUGCAACACAUAUCUGGAGCGUCCUUGCUCGCCUGAUGAAAAUCGGGCAAGGCAUCAGUGCUGAUACCUCGAACUACGUCGAGAAAGUCUGUCGACGCCUUGGCCUGCCACUAGUUCAACUUGAGAUCCAGGUCGAACGACCUCUAUCCUUCAAGCUCUCGGAUGCGAUAUCCAAAGUGCCCGGAAUUGUGGGUGGAAUUAGCCCAGUAGACUUCCAGCUUCUGCAUGGGGGUCCCCUCAUGGACCGUAGCAUGGAUUCCUCACCAGACUCUCGAACGCCUGACUUCAAUCCUGACCGCUGGCAGCGAGAAGUACUAGAUCGGAUCGAUGAAAAGGAGAGCAUGUUUAUUGUCGCCCCGACUAGUGCUGGGAAAACAUUCAUUUCGUUCUAUGCCAUGAGGCAAGUGCUCAAGGAAGACAACGACGGAGUCCUUGUUUACGUUGCUCCCACCAAAGCACUCGUCAAUCAGAUUGCCGCUGAGGUAAUGGCUCGGUUCUCCAAGUCCUACCCAGAAAAUUCUAUCUCCAAGUCAGUAUGGGCCAUUCACACGAGGGACCACCGAAUCAACAAUCCCCUAACUUGUCAAAUUCUCAUCACCGUCCCGCAUAUUCUUCAAAUUAUGCUUCUGGCGCCCUCAAAUGCUAAGACAUGGACGCCUCGACUGAAACGCAUAAUCUUCGACGAAAUUCAUUGUAUCGGCCAAGCUGACGAUGGCGUCGUUUGGGAGCAAUUGCUUCUUUUGUCUCCUUGCCCCAUAAUCGCACUCUCAGCCACUGUUGGCAAUCCCGAAGAGUUCAAUAGCUGGCUUCAGCGUGCGCAGGGUACAAAUGGACACAACUUGAAAAUGAUACAGUAUCAGCAUCGAUACUCUGAUCUGAGGAAGUAUGUGUAUCAUCCUCCACAGGCCUUCUCAUUCAAAGGAUUUGCUAAAACUAGUGGUCCAUCACACCUGGGACUUGAUAAAGCUGAUGGGAUGGAGCUCAUGCAUCCUGUUCUCAGCCUGGUUGAUCGCUCAAGAGGCAUACCAGAUGACUUCAGUCUUGAGCCGAGAGACUGUUUGACUCUGUGGAAGGCAAUGAACGACGUGCAAACCAAUGAUUUCCCCGUUGAUGUUUCUCUCGAUCCAUUUAACCGGUUUUCUGCCACUAUAGUCCAGAAGAAGCAUGUCGUUGAAUGGCAAAAACCGCUGAAAGAUUUACUCAGGAAAUGGAUGAAAGACAGGAAGUCGCCCUUUGAAGCCCUUCUACGUCGCCUCAGCGGAUCCGAUACAGGACUCACAACUGCUGCCGGUGUAGGUAAAGUGGGAAAUUUAUCUGCAUCCUCAGAGGCCUCUGGAAUCGUAUCUUCGACUCUUCCAUUGAUCUGCUCGCUUCACGCUCAAAACGCGCUUCCGGCAUUGUUCUUCAACUACGAUCGAAGCAAAUGUGUAUAUAUAUGCUAUCAUCUGCUGACCGAGUUGCAGGAGGCAGAAGAAAAAUGGAAAGCAACAAGCCCAAAAUGGAAAUCCGACAUGGACAAAUGGAACGAGCGACAGAAGCUAGAAGCCAAGAAGAAGAAGACCUCGGGGGCUACCAAGGCUACCAAGAAGAAAGGUGCUUCUAAUGACGAGCCAAUGUCACGUAUGGAUCAGCUGAGAGAAUCAGCAUCUGUUGAAAAUAGCCAGUCCGAGCUUUUUGAUCCGGAGAGGCCCCAGGAUAUGUUCAGUCUGUCAGACUUUACGAAGCUGCAAUUAUCUGAGUUUGCUGUGUAUGCAGAGCAGCUCAAACGGCGUGGAAUUCACAAAUGGCUCAUUGACGCACUCGAGAGGGGGAUAGGCGUGCACCAUGCAGGCAUGAAUCGAAAGUACCGUCAGAUUUGUGAAAUACUGUUUCGACGGGGUUUCUUGCGCGUUGUCAUUGCAACAGGCACAUUGGCUUUGGGUAUCAAUAUGCCAUGCAAGACGGUUGUCUUCUCGGGAGACUCUGUAUUUCUGACGGCCCUCAACUUUCGACAGGCUGCCGGCCGAGCAGGACGUCGUGGAUUUGAUCUCUUGGGCAACGUUGUUUUCCAGCAUAUUCCAACCGCUAAGAUUCAACGACUCAUCAGCUCGAGACUCCCAGACCUCAAUGGGCAUUUCCCCAUCACUACGAGCUUGGUUCUUCGCUUGUUUAUUCUUUUGCAUGGCUCUAGUCAAGGCGCGUUGGCGAUUAAGUCCAUCAACUCAAUUCUAUCACAGCCUCGCAUUUGUCUCGGUGGACCGGAGAUGAAACAGACAGUACUACAUUUCCUCCGAUUUUCCAUCGAAUACCUCCGACGGAAUCAUCUCCUCGAUAGUACAGGAGCUCCAUUGAACUUUGCAGGAUGUAUCUCCCACCUUUACUACACCGAAAGUUCCAGCUUUGCUUUCCAUGCCCUUCUUAUUUCUGGCUACUUUGACGGGCUUUGCAAGGACAUUGAGCAAAAGGAGAAAAGACAGAAUAUUCUUCGGACGCUAAUGCUUGUAAUGUCGCAUAUUUUUGGUCGUUUCCCAUUGCGCCAAUCUGUGUUAGAGUCGUAUCACGCCGCGGAGAAACGAGCAUCGUCCAUCGUGGUUCUCCCGCCGUUGCCAAAAGAGGCUGAUCAGGUACUUCGUGCUCAUAACAGUCGGGUGCUCGACACAUACACCGGCUAUGUAUCCACAUUUAUUGACCAGCAUGUCAAAGGACAUGACCGGUAUCUCCCAUUCAGCGGAGUCGAGUGCGGAGGAGACAAAUCAGCUGCUGAACUUAGCUUGUCUCAGCAGCCUGCUCCGAAAAUCACGUCUCCAUUCUACGCCCUUUCUGGACAUCGCGAUAGUUGGACGACAGUCUCAGAUCUUUGCGAGUCUGUCCGCAGUGGUGUAUGGCUUGAGGCUUCUGUGGUUCCGUACGUACCUGUGUCGUCGGAAAGCCAGCCAUUGAAUGCAUAUCUAUUCGAUUUCUUCAAACAUGGGAACGUCCAGCAACUGGAGGCUGCCAAUCGAAUCCGUCGUGGUGAUGUGUGGUUCCUUCUCAACGACUUCUCCAUGGUACUGGCAACCAUUAACACGAGCCUGGAGAACUUUUUGAAUUCCAAAGGAGGCAACAACGUUGAUAUAAUGGAUAUGCUCAACGUCGGUGGUCGCGGCGACUCGAGAGAGUUCGAGACAGAUGCGAAGUUCGCCGACGAGGAGGUUACCGAAAUGGGUGUAGAAACGUCUCAUAACCGCCAAGAAAGAGCAGCAAGGAUAAUCUCUCCCAAAACUUCCAUUCGUGCUGGUGAGAGCAGAAUAAUUGCGGAAAAUUGGGACGACGAUGUGGUUGAAGAUACGGAGAGAGUCAGCGCAAAGAAAAAUUCCAAGCCUGGUCACCCCAAUCAGCUCAAGCCAGAACUCGAGCCAGGAGAAAGAAUAGACAACACGUCUCGAAGGGCUUUGUUCUUGGUAUGUAAGGCAUUCAACGAGCUCAAGACUGAAUUUGAUGCCAAGUUCAGGGCUAUGUGGGCAUGA
This is a messenger RNA of Talaromyces atroroseus, 5646 nucleotides long. RefSeq lists its product as hypothetical. Gene Ontology annotation, molecular function: nucleic acid binding; ATP binding. Lineage: Eukaryota; Fungi; Ascomycota; Eurotiomycetes; Eurotiales; Trichocomaceae. The record is from RefSeq and is a predicted model, not a curated record. The coding region runs from base 1 to 5646 and encodes 1881 amino acids. Gene Ontology annotation, cellular component: cytoplasm. The transcript has 4 exons.